Cuscuta epithymum is the source of this 2459-nucleotide messenger RNA. The record is from the annotation of a GenBank genome assembly. Lineage: Eukaryota; Viridiplantae; Streptophyta; Magnoliopsida; Solanales; Convolvulaceae.
AGCUGAGUUCUCAUCUAAAUUUUAGCGGGUAAAGAUAUAUCCUUCGACACAACCCCGCCGUUGCUACUUGUACCGACCCGAACUGGGUGGAUGAUAGCCAAUGAUACAAGUACUGAAGAUACGAUUGUGCAGCUCCUUCAGCGUCAGAAAGUAUAACCCUAUGUUUUAAUAUUACGCGUAUCAUUGAAUUCACCGGAAUCGUUACAUACGGUUUCUUCUAUACUUUGUUAUUUGUUCUAUCUUUUGAACUUUAGGAAAUUUUAGCUCCUGUUUUUAGUGUUUCUGACGUUUCGAAGAACCGGGGAUUUGAGGCACUGCUCUCUGUAAAAUCUAGAACAAUGGCACCUCAAAGACGGAUUUCGUGCUCCCCCGCCACCUCAAACCUGUGCGAAUCUGUGAAUGUUGGACCUUCUCAGCACUGGAAGGCCACUAACAAGGAGACUGCUGCUGAGAGUGGUGAAACUGAGUUGGAGGCUAACGUGGAGAAAAUGACUGUUCGACAACUCAGGUUAAAUCUUAGGAGUGCUGGAUUGUCUACUCGAGGGUGCAAGCAUGAGCUUGUAUCGGCCUUCAAGAGUUUCCUAAAUGACACACACAAUGGCAAUGGAUCUUUGGCAGUGGAAGCAUUGGAAAGUAAGGUUUCUUCUGAAGAGAACCGUGCAGAUAUUGUCCAAAACACUUCAAGGAAGAACCUCAAAAGAAUCUCAACUAAAGUUGUUGAAAGGUUAAAUCUUGCCUAUGAAGCUCCUCAAAUUAAGAGAGCUAAGAGAAGAGUGAAGCACGAUUGUCAUGAGGGAGAACAUAUUGAUAUUAAUGGAGAGCAACAAAGAAAGGGGCAAGAUUUCUUGGUUGAGUCCAAUGUGGUGGAAGGUAAGGGGAAGGAACAAUUGAAAAGAAAUGUCUUCUUUCAGAGUGUUAAUCUUACCGCAAAUCAUGAUGAACCUUGGACAAUUUUCGCUCACAAGAAGCCAAAGGAUGGGUGGAUUGCAUACAAUCCCAAAACUCUGAGGCCGCCUCCACUUACUGGUACCGCUAAAGCAUUGAAGUUAAUUUCUUGGAAUGUUAAUGGUUUGAGAGGCUUACUGAAGUUGGACAGCGUUUGCAUAAAGCAACUUGCACAGAGAGAAGAAUUUGAUGUUCUAUGCUUGCAGGAGACUAAAUUGCAGGAGAAAGAUGUUCAGAUAAUUAAGGAGAAGCUUCUUGAUGGAUAUGAUAAUAGCUUUUGGACAUGCAGUGUGUCUAAGCUUGGGUAUUCUGGCACUGCUAUAAUUUCGCGGCUUAAACCACUUUCUGUAAUGUACGGUCUGGGUAUCACAGAUCAUGAUUCAGAAGGGAGACUUGUUACAGUGGAAUUUGAUGACUUAUAUUUAUUGUGUGCAUAUGUUCCCAAUUCUGGUGAUGGCCUAAGGCGAUUGUCGUAUAGAUUCACACAGUGGGAUCCUUCUCUUAGCAAUUAUAUGAAAGAAUUAGAAAAGUCAAAACCUGUUAUUUUGUGUGGUGAUUUAAACUGUGCUCAUGAAGAGAUAGAUAUCUACAAUCCGACAGGAAACAAAAGAAGUGCAGGAUUUACAGACGAGGAAAGGCAAUCAUUCCAAAAGAACUUCUUAAACAGGGGAUUUGUAGACACGUUUAGGAAACAACAUCCUGGCAUUGUUGGUUAUACUUAUUGGGGAUAUAGGCAUGGAGGGCGUAAAAGUAAUAAAGGAUGGAGGCUUGACUAUUUCCUUGCAUCUGAAUCCAUUGCAGACAACGUUCAUGACUCGUACAUUAUCCCAGAUGUUGCAGGAAGUGAUCAUUGUCCCAUUGGACUUGUACUCAAGCUUUAGAAAUGUGAUCAUAUUACCCUGUUCUCCCAUCCGUCCGUCCAUCCGUCACCUGUGAUGGAUGGAAUGAUCUAAACCUGUUAUUAUGGAAUGAAGGAAUCAAACAGGAAGCCAUGUAAGCAAUACGGAUUCUUGGUUGGUCCUGCUAGAGCCAUUAGAUUUUGUACAGAUAUAUGGCUUUUCAAUGGACGUCCUGAUGUGGGGGGGUGGGGGGUGGGGGGGCUUGCCUAGAUUGGCAGUAUAAAGGUAGGUGUUGUUUAUGCUUUUGUUGUUGUACCAAGCCUACAAUACAAUCUAUCACCCCUAUUUUGCCCUUAAUAACACAGUUAUACUCACACACGCAGUGGAAGACCUAGCGGUGGCAUGGGGAGGGGGGGGCCUGCCGCCCUCGCUUCCGGUCCUGAAAAUCAUCUUUAGUACUUGGGUCAUAGAAUUAUGCUCCUCAUAGUCUGGUUGGACAACAAUAGUUCUACGAUGAUUGUAUAGAUGCCCUACAAAUUGCUAAAAGAAAUGUCGUUGCACUUGAAGAAGAGAAGUGAAUUAUAAUUCAAAACAUGAAGUUCAUUUUGAUUUCGAGUAUUGUCUAAAUAGAACAAUUCAAAAUGAUAUAUGCUGGUUUUGAUUAAGGCUAUUAAC